GGAACCAAACCUUUCACGUCUUUGUACACGGAAGUAAAUAGUGACGUACCGCUCGGAUGGUCUUCCGGGUAGCUCGGGCCGACAGAUAAGAAGCCGUCACUUUGGGUAAUUCUGGUAGCGAGGAAGACAGUGGUCAUCCCUCACACAAGAAGCAAUGGAUGGAGAAGAAAAGAUCUAUGGUGGCUGUGAGGGGCCAGAUGCUAUGUAUGUAAAACUCAUCUCUUCAGAUGGACAUGAAUUCAUCGUCAAGCGUGAGCAUGCCCUCACCUCUGGCACGAUCAAAGCCAUGCUGAGUGGGCCAGGUCAGUUUGCGGAAAAUGAAACCAACGAAGUCAACUUCAGGGAGAUCCCUUCUCAUGUUCUCUCCAAAGUGUGCAUGUACUUCACCUACAAGGUCCGAUACACCAACAGCUCGACAGAAAUCCCGGAAUUCCCCAUCGCCCCCGAGAUCGCACUGGAGCUCCUCAUGGCCGCAAAUUUCUUAGAUUGUUAAGAGAAAAGUUCUGAUCGGAGGAUAUUUCUUUGCUUUUAUGUUCCUUGUUUUACUAAUUUAUUCACUGAAUACAUCAGUAUGUUUCACCCAUUUUAGAAUGAGUUACAUACUUUAAAUACUUUACAGUUCCAUGUUGUAUAAAAUAAUGACUUCAGCCAUUUGACCAGCUUUUUACUUCAGUUAAAAUGAUGCAUAAUCUAAAGGUUAUGAACAUCUGUUAAUGCAGACAUUAAUUUUGUCCUGUAUAUAAAUAUGCAUUAUCUAAUUAAACAUGGAGGCAUGUGUCAUUGUGUAUAUAUGCAUCGGUUGAAAGUGACUGCAUUUUUGCCUUUUCUGUGGUUUCAUAGGGCUUCAGCUUGCAGGGAUGCUUUCUGUUACCCCUUAGGAGAUGGCUGCUGCUUCUGCAGCUGAUGCAGAUGUCCAUUAAAGUAUUAGUAAACUCCUGUACCCUCCAAGGUGUCUCGAACCUGAGUCUGCCUGCUUUGCAUUUGCAGAAAGUGGGGUAUGUUCUUCACACUGUUUCUCCUCUUGUUUUCUGGCUUCUCGCCCCCUUAAGAUUUGGCAGGAUUUUCUGGGACACUGGUAAACUGCAAUGAUGUCAUGCUCCUUCAAGUACUCUCGCUGUUGUAUUGUUCAUUUUUGGUCUUUUACAUCAAUGGGUUUGAUUCGAAAUGUAACAUGAAGUGUGGAUUGAGAGAACAUAGCUGCAGAACAUUUGCAAGAAGUUUCCUGGAGAUGCAGCUGGACAUCCGUUUAUCUUGAUUAAAUCUGAAAGAAUAUUUAGGAGAAUAAGGAAGGGUGAGUAUUUCAGGAAACUUAAGAUUGUGAUGCUUGGCAGAGCUUUUGUUUUUCCUUUAGAAGUUUGAUUUUAGGGUUGUGCUUUUUGAAUGUCUGUUGUAAAACCUCAGACGCUGCUUGCUCAGUGUGGGUGGCAUGUAAUAAAUGCAUGGAUGGGUCCGGCUGUUUUGUCCUGAGAUCUGCCCAUGCUGUUAGACUGGUGCCAGGUUUCACAUUAAAAGUCAGGAUAUGCGUGAUCAGAACAAAAAGAAAUACAUGCUCAACUGUGGAUUAAAUAAUCUUGUAAAUGUAAAAAGUUGCCAUCUGACUGCCUAUUACAAUUUCAGGGCAUAGAUUCAUAUGAAGAAUGCUACCUAAGGAAAGUGGUGGCCUGGUAGAAUUAUUUUGCAUUUUCUUUUAGCAAACGCUUUUGUCCAAAGCAAUGUACAUGUCAGCCAAAUCGCACAUUACGAGUGUUUAACUGUCUUCGUACUUAUUAAAAGGAUAUGGGUAAAGAAUCCAAUGAAAGGAGUAAUUACAAAAUUACUUGUGAUACAUUACUUAUAAUAAGUGCUUGUGACAGUUGUCCAUAGACUUAUACAGUGCUCACAAAGUUUUGGGACUUAGCUCAGUAAAAUAUUGCAAGUUUGUUGGUUUUAUAACAAAAAUCAUUGCUUUAUUAAUUUGUUUGCAAUAUAUAUCACAGUAGAAACAACCAGUAGUUUUAAGUUCAACAUUAAUUUCAAGAAGUAAUUGAUUGAAACCAAAAAUAUAGCCCUAAAAAGAUGUUCUAAAUUAAAAAUUGUUAAACAAGCAGUCUCCUGUGGUGCUUUUUAAUUAGUAACACCUUUGCAAUAACAUAGAAUGCCAAGCAUUUGUGUUUAAUAGCAAGUGACUACAAUUGUAAUUAAUAGCAAAAUGGCAAGAACAAAAAUUACGAUGGAUGAUAAAAAGAAAAUGUCCUUGCAGAUGAUAUGUGUGGAUAUGUUAAGCGUUGUUUGUCAAUGGAUUUCUGUUUUGAAACCAAUAAAUAUGCAAAAUUUUUACAGAGUUUAGCAAGCGUCCCAAGAUUCUGAGCACUGUAUGUCUGACUUAAACAAUGAUAGCAGAUGGUUUGCUUUGCUCAUUUCUGUAUAUUAUCUGCAGUAUUCACUCUAUACAGUAAGUAAAUGGUGGCUGGCCCUGGAUAGAUUAAAGAAAAAAAACUUA
Molecule: messenger RNA, 2479 nt
Organism: Paramormyrops kingsleyae
Lineage: Eukaryota; Metazoa; Chordata; Actinopteri; Osteoglossiformes; Mormyridae
Gene: eloca
Product: elongin C paralog a
Biological process (GO): ubiquitin-dependent protein catabolic process
Source: RefSeq, a predicted model, not a curated record